AUGUUAGCGUCUAGCAAUGCCAGUGCGUUCGACGGUACAAAUGCCGAUUUGGCCAUUAUUCAGCUGACUAAGGACAUUAUUUUGCACGAGACGGCGCGCACAGGACAAGAGGCGGCAAUAUCGGCUGUGGAGGUCGUCAAAGAAGUUUGGAAUCGAUCUCACCCACGUCUGUAUUCCAAGGCGUCUUUGCCUUCAAUUGAUCCUGCGGUCGUUACGAACCUCAUUUACAUCAGCACUAAACAACAAUCCAGAAUCCUGCAAGUUAUAGUCCCAGUGCGGCUAGUAAUCGUUGUCGAAUGCGUUACUAGCUUGAAGCUUGCCACCAAUGCUCUUACCACCGUAACCCACAGAUCGAGCGCUCAUCAGAAUUCAUCGGAGGAGCUUAGAUACAAGAACCGGACGCGCUCGGCGCGCAAAGUGGCAACACGAAGAGGUCAUGGCGUCAGCGAGCACGAGUGCAGAAGUACGAAGCAAUCUGCUAGUACAAUCGCAGCCAAGCCACCACCCUUGUUACAGCCACCAACGGCUUGUAAGGCAGAGUUGCAACAUACUCUAGCAAUCCAUCACCCCGAACCGCGCCGAGGCUCUUCACGUACGAUGAGCUCUUCAAUUCGAUCUUCAGAACCUGGUGCCGAGCGCCUGACUGGAGAUGCCAAUGCCAACAGCACCCGACUUUUCGACUCGAUUGUCUACGACUCCCAGAGCUCUGCCUCUGAGGAGACAGUUUGCACGACCGACCAGAGAGGAGACAAAUUCGAGGACAUUCAUCGGGCUAGUCAGGAAGGUGCAAAGGAAGGCUGCGACAGAUUGGUGCAGGCAGACCGUACUAUACACUUCCGACCAACGAUUUAUAACGCCGAUCGCGAGGCCACAGAUGAUCCUAAUUGUUUACUGUCUGUAGCAGCUUCGCAGCCUGCCGCGCACCUUUUGUCUGACCUACAACACACACCAGACACCACACCAAUGGCGCCGCACCCCGGCCUGCCAGGCCCGCGUCGCCAGCUGCCAAGCCCUCCUAUCAGUCCAGUAGCCGUCGCUUCACUCUCGAUUAAGACUGAAGUGAGCUUUGCAGAGACGCUGCAGACUGAACUCGACACGAACUUCCCACUCUCAACUCAGACGCUGCAUCACAUUCUCAAGCUGCUUGUUCCAGACUGCGAGGCCUAUAAGUGGUAUAAUGCUGGAUCUCCAGACAAAGUCGGAUUUCAUUGCGAAGCGCAGCUCACCCAGCGUCUAGACGCAGUCGUGGUCUUCGUCGCGCUUUUCUGGUCCUCUCGAUGGAUCUUGCUUCGUUAUGUGCGCCCCAGCCAGACUGUUCAAAUUUUCGACUCGCUCCAGACGGACUCUACACUGCCGGCACUACUGCAGCGAACUCGCGAAAUCGGCCUCCUCCUAGGUAGAGAGUAUGAGACCACGCAGCUUGUCGACACGAAGCAGCCCACCAACCCAUCCGACAGCGGUAUCGCGCUCAUUGUACACGCUCUCCACGCGGCGGCUGGUGUGCAGGUGAGCCGGAGCGUCAACAUCACACUUUGGCGGCUCCUGUUGCAGCGUGCCUUUGCACAACAGGUAUCCGAGAUUUCUCAGGGCAUUGUCAUGGAUGCCCCGCAAGGCCGUACUGGCGCGGAUCUGGACGCUGCAAUGUUGCUUGUUCGCCAGUUGAUGGUGCAGGCGAAAGGCACGCAGGAGGACGGUGGCGUGAAUCUGGUCGCGAGCUUUUCACAGUUCUCGCUUGCUGAAGGGGAAUUGAUGAAGGGAUUUUUUGAGGGAACUCAGGCCCUAGAGAGGCUGGCAAGGGUUGUGAGAAUCAUUCGGACAUCCCUAAUGGCGCUACCCACUUGA
Molecule: messenger RNA, 1842 nt
Organism: Boeremia exigua
Lineage: Eukaryota; Fungi; Ascomycota; Dothideomycetes; Pleosporales; Didymellaceae
Exons: 5
Coding region: 1-1842 (613 amino acids)
Source: RefSeq, a predicted model, not a curated record